Molecule: messenger RNA, 6671 nt
Organism: Portunus trituberculatus (swimming crab)
Lineage: Eukaryota; Metazoa; Arthropoda; Malacostraca; Decapoda; Portunidae
Product: leucine-rich repeat-containing protein 4C-like
Exons: 1
Coding region: 1207-3363 (718 amino acids)
Molecular function (GO): protein binding
Source: RefSeq, a predicted model, not a curated record
UUGAUCGUCGUCCGGAAAGCAUUUGGCAACGUAUUCCCGUGUGACGGGCCGCCCGCCAGCUCUGCGACGGCGACCUCAGUAUCGCGCAGGAGUUCGUGAGAGUAGCGCGUGCGAGCGUCUCGGACAGCGCUCUCUUCAACACUCCGCGCUUCCUGUAUCUCGCACAAACUUACAAAGAGUCACGAGCCAACCAGAGCUACGUGUCUGUGCUUACACUGAAUCAAAAACUUACCUUGGUGCAUACCACAUCUAACCAGCAUUAUUAUAACGUGCAUAAGACCAUUGGCCACGCCGCUCAGAGACUACAUAAAAAAGUUAUACGUAUCGAUGGACGGCUACUUGUAAGGGAGAAAACGAAGUUAACGGAACCUUACCGUGUAGCCAUCCUACAGGUGAGGCCGGAGGCGCGGUGAAUGGGAGUCGUGAAAUAUAGUCGAGCGGCGCCUUGACCAACACGACUUCCGGUGGCAGGCAGUGGCAACGGAAGUCUGGCUGAAAAAAAAAGACUGUUUAGUGCCAGUCGACCUGACGCUGUGCCGCCCACCGUCCACAGCAGGUCGUGCACCACCAAGGCCUGAGGUUUCCUCCUUCACCUGCACCAGUGCUACGGGGACGUGAUUAAGGGACAAUAAAUGUACAUGCGUGUGAAUGCAUCAUAACAAGAAAAGUAUUUAUGCAUGCAUUAGUGAGUGAACGAAAGGAGAGUUUGAGUUCUGGAUAAAUAAAUCCAGCGUGUCGUGAGCAGUGUUGUUGUCGAAACAUAACACACAUAAGAAAUACGCGAGUCAGCACAGUGGAGGCUGCGUGUGAGCGUUACUAGGCCUCCAGCAGUGGUGCCGUCUGUAAAAGUGACUCGAAAGUGGCUGACUUGUUUCUCGUGAAAACUGACAACUAUUAUUCCUUCAGAGGUGAGACAACAACCCCAUUCUCUCCCGCCCUUCCUUUCUACCACACACGAGACUCCCCUUCUUUCCUUCUCUCACUCGUGCCAUAAAGUCUGGAUGCCUGGAAAGUGGAGACACUAUUCUUGUCAGAUAGAUACAAGGCUAAAGUGAAGAGAUAAAGAUUGAGUUGUUACUUGUAGAGUGAGGGAGUCUCUCGUUGGCCGGCACCUGUGUGAGCCAGCUGACACAUGUGAGCUUGUGACUGAGAGCUCUGCUGGCUGCCAUGCUGGGUUUUCGCCUUACCUGACGUAGUGAGACCGUGAUGGCGUCUUGGUGGGGAAAAGUUGGGGUUGUGGUGCUGCUCACAGCAGCCCUUGUAAUGGUGGAGUCCUCCGGCAAUUGCCCUCGUCAUUGUGUAUGCCGGUGGAAAAAUGGCAAAGAAACAGUCGAGUGCAGGAACCAACAGCUGGCAAGUGUGCCCUCUAUAUUUGAUACAGUCACACAAGUUUUGGAUCUAACUGGCAAUAAUCUUCAGACUUUGCCUAAAUAUGUAUUCAAAAGAGCAGGACUGAUUAACCUCCAAAAAAUAUACCUGGGUAACUGCAAUAUUGGCACUAUUGAUAACACAGCUUUUGCACAGCUCACUAACUUAGUGGAGCUCGACCUGAGUGACAAUCUGCUGACAGAGGUUCCUGCUCAGGCCUUCUCUCAUGUCCCUGCUCUGAGGGACCUGCAGCUUCGGGGGAACAGUAUACAGAAGAUUCGUAGUAGCAGCUUCGACCACACUCCCUCCCUGGUACGUCUUGACCUCAGUUUCUCGGGUAUCAAAAGUGUGUCGCCCCGGGCCUUCAGUAAUCUUUCCCUUCUGGAAAAGAUUAAACUUCAAGGCAAUCAACUCACAGAGCUUCCUGUGGCCGUUGUGAAAACCCUGGAGCGUGUUCAUGAGCUGGAUGUUCACGAAAAUAAUUGGAUAUGUGACUGUCGAGCCCUGCCACUCUGGCGGCUGCUGGAGGUAAACAACGUCCCACACCCGGUGUCUCCGUCCUGCAACAGUCCGGAGCGAAUCAGAGAGCGAGCUUUCCACAACCUGAAGGAAGAAGAUUUCGCAUGUCCUCCCCACAUCCGGCCUAAUGAUCGCAUCGUGCAGGGGUUUGCGGGGGAGAAUGCCACCAUUGCUUGUCCCGUGGACGGCCAGCCCCCUCCUCAGGUGAAGUGGUUCAAGGGAGAGGCCCCUGUGGUGAAUGGAUCCGUGAUAGGGCUGGGUCCUCAACGUUUCUACGUGAUUACAGAGGGCAACAGUAACGUGGUGAGUCGUCUGGUCAUCACGGGAGCGCAGGAGACAGACUCUGGCCCGCUGCGGUGUGUGGCGAUCAACUCUGCUGGGUCAGCGACUGCCAACUUCACUCUGGCAGUCACGAUGCGGGCGGCGACGCAGGCAAAGCUGGGUUCAGGGCACAUCGCCGGGAUAUCGGUGGGCCUGGUGGUGCUUGCCCUUAUCGCCCUGGUGGUGGGGUUUCUGAUUCUGGCUCGCUCUCGCACCCAUUCUUCCCCAACUCCCGUCAAGGACUCUCCCACCACACCCUCCUCAGCUGAACCCUCUCCAAGUGAACCUAAUCCCGUGCAGAAACCUCCACGCCUCACAGACGUCAACGGGUCUCCUGCCACUUACAAAUCCUCAGCCUUGGGUAAUCCUGACGUGAUUAACGAGGCCGAGCGAGCCGUGAGGGCAGUGAACGGCCAUCUUCCAAAUGGAUCUGUUGUCCAGCAGGUGAGCGAGGGAGGAGAUUAUACUCGUGUGGAAGGAGACUCUUUGUAUCCUAGUGGACUGUGGCCCGAGGAAGCUGGUUCUCCCGAGGGCGCUGACAAUCCAGCUCCUUCAAGGGUUAUUCAUGAACAUUUCAACCCCGGAUACAUGCCCAACGACCCGGCUUAUGAUACCUACGGACCACUGCACUCCACUCCCUAUCGACCUGGCUACGGUUCUCAUGGUGAUGUUGAUCCUCAAAUUUAUGGCUACCCAGCAGACUACGGGCUUCCUAUUCCCGAGGCAGGACACGAUCCUCGGGCAACAGAAUGGGACAUGAAUGACCUUCGUGGGCCACAGGAGGGCAUUGAGUCCCAGGCAGACACUUACAACUCCAGACAACAGCUGUAUGAAUCGCAACAGGAAAUAUAUAACUCAGGACAGAACCCAAAAGACUCUGGCCAGGACCUGUACGGAGUGACGACGGGCCGGCCACCUGUCUACGGUUACAGACAAGAGGUGUUUGGUUCCCGGGAGAACGUGGCCGAGGGUGCCGAGAGUCCGCAAUCUCCCACUCAGCCUCUCGGGGAGCGGCCGUGGGUGCCGGGGUCACAGGCGCCGGCCCACGCUCGCGGGGGAGUGCCUGUCCUCCCACCUCUACCAAAUGGUGUGGCCAGUCGCAUCAAAGCUCGUGACUCUCCCGACGAAGGAUACCAGGAGGGGACGGAAGUGUAGCGGGAUUGCAGGGCCCGUCAGAGCGGCGGUCCCUGCUUAACCCCGCCCAAGCCCCCACGCCUCUCUAGCUCGUCUGCCCCUGUCUCCUCCCGCCUGUCUUCUCCCCACAACUCUCAGCCCUCACCUCAGAGUCCUCAUAGUGACCAACGCCGUGACCUGAUCCGUGACGAGGAGUGCAGUCACUCUGGCACUGAGGGUUGAGGCACAACUCGAGUGACCUGAGUGCCAGUCAUGGAGUCGCCCAGGACAGCGGCAGCGUGACGCGCGCCAAAGGGAAGAAAGAGACUUAUGUUGCUCCGUGUCGCAUCGAGGUGGGACAGAUAUUACUGUCUCCAAACGGCGGCCCGCAGGGAGCCACCAGGCGUCUGAGUGUAAGUUGGAGAAACUAUUUGGCGAAGGAGCAGUGGUGGUGAUGUACAGAGCCGAGCCACGAUGUAUAUAUAGUGUAUACAAGGUACUAUUUAGUAAUUGUUAAACUGAAAAAAAAGAGUGACCCGAAACCAAAGGUUAAAUCUGCUGCGUCCCUCUGAGUCUCAGGUGGUCGAGGCCCACAGGUCACCAGGUCGUGUGUGUGUGUGUGUGUGUGUGUGUGUGUGUGUGUGUGUGUGUGUGUGUGUGUGUGUGUGUGCGCGCAGCUGCUUAGCCUCGCCCUGGGCAGCUGCCGACACCAGCUGACACUAAACUUCAACAAAUAAUGUAUCUAUCGUGCGUAAAAUGACGUUGUACUUGGUGUUGAUCGUUUUUCGAUGCUAUAAAUAUAUCUAUCUCGAGAAGCAGUUCAGAGGAUGACCCUUGGGGCGACGGGCGGCGUCUCCCACACCGCCAAUAACAUGUUACUUUAAUAAUUAAGACCAAUAACAAUACUCGCUUUAUUAUUUUUUUUUAAAGUCCCCACUGAACACAAACUUUUUUUUACAUCCUUAAAGUCGGCGUGAGGCCCAGAAGGCUCCCUCCCCCUCCCCCACGAGACCCUGACCCUGCCGACCGCCCAUGGUGGGAGGGGGACGCAGUCGCCUCCAGAGACUCAGCCGAGGACAUAUACGAGUUUACGUGGAGUAUUUUCGUGUGUAGUAAAGUUAAUGUCAUGGCGGAGCCGCCUGUCAGGCCGUGGACGGGUACUCGGGGACGACUGACUCGCACACCCCGCCAGCCCGCCCCGACGACCCACCCGGAACUGCUGGCCAGCUCGGGGGCGUGAGGUGCUGGCUGAGGAACCCCAGCUUGGACUGUGUCAGUGGCAUCACAACAUCAUGUGUCUAGCCUAACUUGUGAUAACAGAGGGCGUAAAGGCUAAGGUAAUGGCUUGUCUGUCUAAUAAGACGCCACUACUUUAAUCUUUAAUUCAUCUUACCUGGUGACACAGGGAUGCGGAUGUAACCUUUGUCUCUCAGCCCAAUUUUCUUAUUUAACGUCACUGUAACUAAUAAUGCAUGUGUUGGUCAUAUACUAAGUAAUACUUCUGGCCAUUCUUCUCGCAGGACAACAUAAAUGAUGUUUUUAAUCACCUUUACUUUUGUUUGAUUGAGUUCUAAUACGGGGAUGCUACUGACACACAACCACCUUUGUGCUGGCGACUUGUGUAACAGCCAAGCCUGCCUCUCCGAGCAUCACUCAGUCAGCAGAUACUCACCUGGCCGGUCGGGUCUUCGUGGGCGAGACUGGCGUAACACGACGUGCCAAAUACACCACCAUGAGUCCCCGGUGGCUCGCAGUCCGACAUGUGGGCUUACGCAUUCACUAGACCCAAAGUUAUGUAGAGCUUUAACAGCCCAGCCACAGGUUAUCCAGUUCACUCAGAUGAGAAGGAAGAGGUAAAGAGACCCACCUUGUGAUUAGCUCACAGUCCGAGCGGCUGCUGCCGCCGAGUAAUUGCCUGUUUUCCUUCCCGCCAGUCUGACACGGACGCAUGACCAUUUGUUUGUUUCUCCCUCAGAUUGCCUCCUGCUCGCCCUCAUAACUACCUGAAAUCAAAAUGAGAAACACAGUAAAUUGCUGCAUAAUGAAGCUACUAUAUUGUUACACUUUAUUUGGAUAGCGCUGACAGCUGCUGCUUCAUGAAAUGUCCAUAAUCACGAGGGGAAAAAUCAUAAAACUUAGUGAAGGAGCGCUUUACUUGUUCGUAAUAAGCUUUGCUAUGAACAUGAAUACCUGGAGAGGCUUGAUUGGUGGUGGUGCAGAAAGGGAGGGGUUCUUGGGGUAAAAAAAAAGUAACUCCACGACGACUCUGCUCUUCGAUAUAUCAAACAAGGAAACUAAUAUUAGAGCCGUGCACUUAUUAAUGAUAAUAAUAAAAAAAAUGCUCCCUGCAGUUUCACCUUCAGUAACUGCUUUUGCUUCUCAGUGACGCCGCUAGCAGACUUGUACGGGCUCUUUAACAUGCACCCUUUGACGAGAUUCCCUUAGAACCCGCCAACGCGAUGCAACGAAAGUCAAUACCUCAGAAAGUUUCGAGUCACCACCACCACCACCACCACCACCAACACGGCAAUGAUGACUCUCAGAAGGAAUCAUACUGCCAAGGUCAUCGCGGCGAGUCCCCUCUACACUGAAAAUGACUGUAAUUUGCUCGAGUGAGGUGUCAUGAAUGCUCCUUCAGCCAGAUGUUGAAGCCUUGAUGGUCUUUUAUUGGAGGGCUGGCGCUGGAAGUGAUGGUGGUGGUGGUGGCGGUGGUAGUAAUGUGUGUGUGUGUGUGUGUGUGUGUGUGUGUGUGUGUGUGUGUGUGUGUGUGUGUGUGCGUGUGUGAGUGAGUGUGUGCGCCAGAGGACAAAGCAAUUCAUUAAUCAUACACAAACACACACACACACAAACACACACACAACUCAUCAAACACCCGAGGGAGAAUCCUGUUAACUUCUACCUGCGUGAUAUCUAAAUGAAGAAAGAAAUAUGUAUCGCCUUAAUGACUUACAACUUUAGAAUAGACCAUGGGCUUCCUCACGCUAUGCUGGGAGGAGGACGAGAAGGAGGAGGAGGAUUGGUACACAUAAUCUGAUAUCUACCUUGACCUAAGUGUAAGAGUUAUAUUCCCAGAUUUUCAGGUAGUGUCUGAAUAUAUAAUUGAGAUGAAAGAGAGGAGAUAGAGUGGGGGGAGGAGGAGGAGGAGGAGGAGGAGGAGGAGGAGGAGGAUAUGUAAAUGAAGGUGGACAAAGAAAAGGAAGGAAAAAGCGAGUGUGGUGGAGAGAAUGUGUUUAUUAAGAUGAAUAGUAAUAAGAUUAGAGAGAGAGAGAGAGAGAGAGAGAGAGAGAGAGAGAGAGAGAGAGAGAGAGAGAGAGAGAGAGAGAGAGAGAGAGAGAGAGAGAGAGAGAGAC